Plenodomus lingam JN3 is the source of this 756-nucleotide messenger RNA. It is a transcript of the gene ISY1, whose product is annotated as NineTeen Complex (NTC) component. The record is from RefSeq and is a predicted model, not a curated record. Gene Ontology annotation, biological process: generation of catalytic spliceosome for second transesterification step; mRNA 3'-splice site recognition. Gene Ontology annotation, cellular component: post-spliceosomal complex; Prp19 complex; post-mRNA release spliceosomal complex. NCBI's taxonomy places the organism in Eukaryota, Fungi, Ascomycota, Dothideomycetes, Pleosporales, Leptosphaeriaceae.
AUGGCGCGCAACUCUGAAAAAGCGCACUCGAUGCUCUUCCGCUUCCGCGCCGCGCAAGCCGCCGAAGCCGGUAUCAUCGACAUCUCACGAACCCGACGGCCGAAAAUGAUAACACAGGUCACGUCGAUUCCUGUAUGCGAGAAAUGGCGCGGCCAAGUGCUCAAGGAGAUAUCGCGCAAGGUGACCAAGAUCCAAGACGAAGCCCUGUCCGACUACCAAAUCCGCGACCUCAACGACGAAAUCAACAAACUGAUGCGCGAAAAACACAUGUGGGAGAGUCAGAUACGCAAUUUGGGUGGGCCGAAUUACAUGCGUGGCGGCAGGGUGCUGGAUGAGGAGGGCAGAGAGGUACCGGGGGGUGGCAAGGGGUAUCGGUAUUUUGGCCGCGCAAAGGAAUUACCCGGUGUCAAGGAGUUGUUUGAGCGGCAGGCGCGGCCAGAGGAUGACAUGGACAAGGGGAGGGAGAAGAGGAGUGAGUUGCGGCAGAAGGUGGACGCGGGUUACUAUGGCUACAAUCUCGAUGAGGAGGAUGGCACGUUGCUUGCGUAUGAAAAGGAGAAGGAACAGGCGGCUUGGAACGAGUUCAUGGCGUUGCCAGAUGACUUGGGCGACAAGCCGAGUAAGACCCAGAAGGAGUGGAUGGAGCUGCCAGGCGACGAAGGGGAUGGGGCCAGGUGGAAGGUACCCACGCUAGACGAGGUCAAUCAAGAACUGGUCGAAAGGAGGAGAAGGAAGUUGCUCGAGAAACUGGGAUGA